AUCUCCCCAUAUAAGGAGCGUUUUGACACCCUGUCUCCAAUUCCUCCUAAACCCUUCACAGCAGCCAAUAAACAAUCUUUCAACACUGUUGGAACUGGAGAAAUGGUCAUUGAAGUCCCCAACGGCGUUGAUGCGUCAAAGUUACGACUCACCGAAGUUCUUUACUCGCCCGAAGUCGGAUAUACUCUCGUUUCCAUCAGACAACUUGACGAGCUUGGCUAUUCAGCCACCUUUGCAGAUGGACAGUGCACCCUU
This is a messenger RNA of Suillus plorans, 255 nucleotides long. RefSeq lists its product as uncharacterized. NCBI's taxonomy places the organism in Eukaryota, Fungi, Basidiomycota, Agaricomycetes, Boletales, Suillaceae. The annotation marks the transcript as partial. The record is from RefSeq and is a predicted model, not a curated record. The transcript has a single exon.